AAAGAUAGUUCUGUGGAAAAGUUCAAGCCAUACAGUCCGUUUCAGGACACGAAGAACCGAGGGGAGUACGUCGUUGCCCGUCUUGAUGACUUGAUGAAUUGGGGUCGAAAGUGCUGCAAUCUUUUAUUUUGUCAUUUCUCGCUCCGGAAGCCGCUUGUAUCAAAGACAUAUUUUGUUGGAAUUCGAAAAGAUCAAAUUGUUUUGUUUCAGGGUUCUUUGUGGCCCUUGACAUUCGGACUCGCUUGUUGUGCAGUGGAAAUGAUGCACAUUGCAGCCCCGCGUUACGAUAUGGAUCGUUUUGGGAUUGUGUUUCGAGCAUCUCCUCGUCAAGUCGACUGCAUC
Molecule: messenger RNA, 342 nt
Organism: Notodromas monacha
Lineage: Eukaryota; Metazoa; Arthropoda; Ostracoda; Podocopida; Cyprididae
Source: the annotation of a GenBank genome assembly